CUGUACCACCCGGCCCAUCAUCACAUCCGACUCCUGUCCCCUCUGCUGACAGCUCAAAGGCAGAGGCCAGCAUUUGUUGCUUGUCUGCUUCUAGGCUUCUUUUACUACUGCACUCCUCGGCCCCUCCUGCUGUUUUAUCUUCUUUUAUUUUUCUUCAUUUUUCUUUGGGGCUGCCUGGCCUUCUAGCUGAAGGAGAAACAUGGUUGCCACCUGCCUACACCUUACUGGAUUUGUGGCUAGUUUUGUUGGCUGGAUUGGCAUGAUUGUGGCAACCUCCACCAAUGACUGGGUCGUGACUUGUGGCUAUACCAUCACCACCUGCCGGAAGAUGGACGAGCUGGGAUCCAAGGGGCUGUGGGCAGACUGUGUCAUGGCUACAGGACUCUAUCACUGCAAGCCGCUGGUGGACAUCCUCAUAUUACCAGGGUAUGUCCAGGCAUGUCGGGCACUGAUGAUCGCUGCUUCCGUUUUGGGGCUUCCCGCUGUUUUUCUACUAGUGACAGUUCUGCCUUGCAUCCGGAUGGGCCACGAACCUGGAGUUGCCAAGUACCGGCGUUCCCAGCUGGGAGGGAUACUCCUGAUCCUCUUGGCUCUGUGUGGUGUCGUGGCUACCAUUUGGUUCCCUGUGAGUGCUCACCGUGAAACCAUGAUCAUGAGUUUUGGAUACUCCCUCUACACAGGCUGGAUCGGAUCUGCUCUUUGUCUCUUUGGUGGGUGCAUCAUCGUUUGCUGCUCGGGCGAUGCCCAAUCGUUUGGUGAAAACCGUUUCUACUACGCCUCAGGAUCCAGCUCCCCCACCCAUGCUAAAAGUGCACAUGUAUAAAGGCUCCUGAGACUUCCUGUGCCUUCAUCAGUUGCUUUGAAACGGGUGGGAUGGGUUUUAUUUGUGUCUGGGUGUUGUAUUUGCUCGCAUCUACGAACACAAGUUGUCCACAUCCCUGAAGAUUUAAAGAAACAGUCUGAUAUGUUUAAAGCAGAAACCCCACGUUUGCCUUAAUAGAAAUCUCUAGCAAAAAUAGACCAGGCCAGCCUCCAUAGCUGCCCAAAUGUCUUGUGCUCAUGAUUUUGAUGAAAAGCAUGAUGUAGUUUCUUUCUUUCUUUCUUUCUUUCUUUCUUUCUUUCUUUCUUUCUCACGUCUAGAACACACGCUGAUGAAUACACAUUGUUUCAAAUUGCCUGAAUGAUCAGUAAUUUCUCAGUAUAAGUUGCCAUUUACUUUCCACCCCCCUGUUCAAGGCCAUUUUUUUGUUCUUGCAAAGUUGUGAUAAAAUAGAGAGGAAGAUGCUGUACUUUUCCAUCUGCAAAAAUGUUUUCCUUUUCGUGAGAUUAGGGAGUAUCUCUUUGCUUUCUCUGUACAUUUUAAAAAGGAAUUUGAUCAUUUUCAUAACAGUGUUUUUGUCUAAGUGCAUCAGUAUGAAGGAAACAAAGCCAAAAGUGUCUAAUUACAAGGUAAAUAACAGAAGACUUGUACAUAGCCUUAAAUAUAUGUUAUGGGGCUAAUCCCCACAACUACCCCUCUUUUUUUGUACAGGUUUGUUGCUAAAUGUACUUUAUUUUAUUCUUUUUUACUUUGUUCCAAUUAAUUUGUAUUCUGACAUGCACUAUUGAAGUGGAACUUAUCUAAACUGUAUACUAUAAUCUAUCAGAUGUCAGUUCAGUAAAAUCCAAUGAAUACUGAUGAUGCCUUCGUUCUUUAAGUGAAAUACUGUACAACAUACAGAAAUAAAUGAAAUUACUAGUUUA
This is a messenger RNA of Hemicordylus capensis (graceful crag lizard), 1743 nucleotides long. It is a transcript of the gene CLDN11, whose product is annotated as claudin 11. The coding region runs from base 200 to 823 and encodes 207 amino acids. The transcript has 3 exons. Gene Ontology annotation, cellular component: bicellular tight junction; plasma membrane. Gene Ontology annotation, molecular function: structural molecule activity. Gene Ontology annotation, biological process: bicellular tight junction assembly; cell adhesion. NCBI's taxonomy places the organism in Eukaryota, Metazoa, Chordata, Lepidosauria, Squamata, Cordylidae. The record is from RefSeq and is a predicted model, not a curated record.